UUAUCUCCUCUCCCGCUUAUCAUAUAGUAACAACAGUAAAUAAUAAUAAUAAUAAUACAUUAAAUACAAUUACAAAUCAAAACACAAAAAUAUCUGAAAUACAAAAACGUAAAGCGCAACAUAUUCAUAAGGCUUCUUGUUAAUAUAAAGUACCUGAGGAUGUAAUUCUGCUUAGUUAAGCAGGGGGCGUACAAAAGAAAACCAACCCUUCGUUCAACGGAUCAAGCAUGGCGGCGUACAGACGAAAACUGGUAUCUGCUGGACUGAGUUGGGCAGCUUCCUUGAUGAACGGGAGCGCCUGUCAGACUCGCCGUAGACUUGCUGUGCUGCCCACAAUCAUAAGGAAGAACUGGAUGACCUUGAGUGUCACAGGUGCUCUGUGUGCUGUUCCUUUCACCCAGAAACCAGAAUUUCUGUCCCAUGAAGACUUGGUACGGAGAGCAUCAUCUCUGGUCACUGACAGUGCUAAUACUUACCUUUCACAAACCACUUUAGCUCUGCUUGAUUCUCUCACAGGUUAUACAAAGGCUAUAAACAACCUUGUGACAUUGCACAAGCAAUACGUGGCAUCUAUCAGCAAACUUACUCCUGCAGAGGAGGAUGCUGUCUGGCAAGUCAUUCUUCUUCAGCGUCAGGAGGUAAUUGAAAGGCAAAAGGAUUGCAAACGAUUUGAAUCUUGCUGGAUGACUGCCAUCAAUCUCUCAGAGUUGUCUGCUGAGGCAGCCUUCAAUGCGGGGGCUGACCAAGCUUCUGUGACAGCACAGAGCAGUCUACAGGUGGCACAAUCCCAAGUGGAACAUGUUCGACAGCUAUCAAUAGAGGCUGAGAAAGCACUCAAAGACUCUAAAGCUGAAGAGAGUGAGAGGCUUCAAAAGGUCCUCAGCACUGCAAUGGAGGAGGAUGAAGACAUUCCAGAUGCAUAUCUACGAGAAGACUAGUUAGAUUAAGAACUUAUGCACAGUUGCUUUGCUUCAAUACACAUUUAAAGAAUUGUGACCACUCCAACACCAAGACCUACCCCACUACCAUCUGAAACACUGAAUCCUAACUUCAGUUAUUUAACUUAUAGAAGUGGCUCAAGACAAGUGCUGUGAAAUGUGCUGCUUAAGUGGCUAUAAGUAUUAAAAACCAAACUAAAGGGUGUGAAAAGGGGAGAUAAGUAAAGAAUUGGGUGAAUUCCAUUUCCAACAUCAGGUUAUUUAGUUUCUUAACAAAAAUGUAAGGGUCUGUUAAAUUCUGAAUGCAUGCCUUUUCUGUGGUGGGAUAUGCUUUUAAGGCUAUGGGUCCUUUUUAAAAAAAAUAAAAAUGAUGAUUACAAAACUUUGUAAUAAAUGUAAGCAAUGUUUAAUGCUAUAAAAUAUUUUUCUUCAUUUUCCAUGCCUUUGUUACAGUAUAUACUGUACAUUAGAGUCCAUCAGUAAAUUAUACUUAAGUAAUAUUAAAAUGCAUUGUUAAGGCUUUUCUUUUAGUUCUACAUUUGCAAUAACACCAAAAUAUAAAUUCCCUUAUUUCUGUUUCCUUCAUUCUGCAUUACCGUUUUAACAAAAGUAAUUAAUCUCUUAUCAGUCUUAUUUCCAACAUGAAAGGGCAUGUUCGACACUGAUGUCUCGAUCUCCUUAUCUCCACCUGUUGUUUCCUGUGUUCUGGUUUGAAGGGCCCAUUACCAGCUAAUCAAUCAUGUCACUAGAGAUGUCAGUCUGCCUUUGUGCUGUCCAGAGUCUUUUCACCUAUCACACACUUUCAUUCAACCCCUCAGAACCAAGGUCAUAUGUGU
Molecule: messenger RNA, 1774 nt
Organism: Xyrauchen texanus (razorback sucker)
Lineage: Eukaryota; Metazoa; Chordata; Actinopteri; Cypriniformes; Catostomidae
Product: diablo IAP-binding mitochondrial protein-like
Exons: 6
Coding region: 228-938 (236 amino acids)
Biological process (GO): neuron apoptotic process; intrinsic apoptotic signaling pathway in response to oxidative stress
Cellular component (GO): mitochondrion
Source: RefSeq, a predicted model, not a curated record